AUGGAAGACCUCCUCGACACCCCCAGUCCUCCUGCCGCAGGCGCGUUUGGCACAGACAACGUCUCUGGAGAGGAUCUCAGUUUACCGCGCUCGACACGUGACGCUGCGCAGGCUGCCUUGAGUGACAGGCAGCAGCUACCGAAGAACUCGAGAAUCUCGUCGGGAGGAUACGCUCGCCACCCCGAGGCGAACUCGGCACAUGCUGAAUCACCAAGCGAGGCCAACGCGCACGCAGGUCAGACCUAUCCAAAUGACGUGUCGGGCCUCCAGGGGUCGAUCCACGAGGACGCCAGAAAGGAGAAGCUGCUUAUUCCCAGUCCGUUUCACGAUGACGAGGAUAGCAAUCGCGCAUCUUCGAUGCCGGGCGACUCGCUCGAGGAAGAGCGAACCGCUGACGCCGCAGUUCACAGCUUGCGGAGGUCGCGGAGUGAGUCGGCGGAUGCAGGUCCAACAGAAGAUGCGGCAGUCAGUCCGUCUCCUGCAGAGGGCGUAGAAGCCGCAGGGGCUCAACGAACGAUCUCUUCCGCAUCGAAGGCGACGAACGCCAGCGACACGGAAUCCGAGAGCUCGAUCCAGGUCGCACCAGCAUCUGGUCGCGCUGUGAAUCUAAAUACGCGCGCAGACCGGGCGCUGCUAACCCAUUUGUCAAACAGCUUGUUUCCUCUGCCUGUGUCGCCUUCUUCUGGCGCCGUAGGCGCGCUCCUUUUGUUCAUGAAGACGGGCUUUUUGCACCGGAAAACGCGCCAUACUCGCAGAUUCGCCAAGCGGUUCAUGAUUCUCGACCGGCACAUUUUGUUCUCGUUCAAAUCCAUUCCUCUCAAAUGCACAAAUGUGUGUAGAUACACCUCCCGCCUCCUCUUUGCUCGCUACGCCGUCACACCUUCCCCUGCGCAUUCACUCGCCGCAGUCACCAGUGAAGAUGAUCAAUUUCACCCAUCUUCCUCCUCGUCUCAAGAAGCCGAUGCGGCGACGCGAGCGGGUCGGUUCGCGUCUGAGACGUCCUCGUCCGCAGCCCGCACAGCAGCGGGGCUUUCUGCAGGGGGCUUGUGGCAGGCUAGUGCGAUUCUGCAGGACCCCUCGUCAUCUUCAGCCGCCUCGUCGCCAGCCCUCCGUCCCUCCACUCUUCGCCAGGAGUCUGCGUCUCAGACUGUUCCGCUGUGCCCCCCGUCUCCUUGGCCUGGCUUGGCGAGCGACUCUGUUGCAGACGAGGGGCCUCCCCACGGCGUCGGACGGUCGCCGCCGUUCUCGCCCGCGCAGGCUCCGUCACCGCUGUCGGCCUCAGGCAGGCGCCCAGGGACGAACGCGGACGAGGCGCAUCGCCUGCAGAGUGCGACGGGCGGUGUGACCGCGACGCGAGCCCGUGUGGCGAGGCCGCCGGAAGCAGUGGCGAGUGUCCUCGACUCUUGCGACCUGCGGGCGGGCGUCUUGAAGACGGAGGCGGAGCUGCGCGCGGGGCUUUGGCGCCCAACUGAAGGCCAGGCAAGCUUGCCGCGCACAUCGGCUUCUCGCAGCGCUCCGGCGGGCGGCGCCGCCACCUGUUGCACGUCCGCAUCGCCUCUGGCGAUUCUGACCGACGCGGCACUGGCGGAUUUGUUCGACUUCUCGCAGGCCACCUGCGCGUGGGACCUGCGGGGGGUGCGCGUUUCAAACUUCGCGUACGACAAGCAACAGAAGGGCUUCACGUGGACGCUGCACGCGCCGAACGUGUGGCACCUCGCCCUCCAGACGCAGCACGCGAGGAAGCAGCCCGAGGAAGCGGACCGAAAGACCCGACAGAGUCGCCGGGCGCAGGCCGGCGACCUCGCACGCACGCCGUCCGCAUCCUCGUCGUUCGUGGGCAGCGAAGAGAAAACGAACGCGACCUCCACAGGCCAGCCGGCGGACGGUGGCAUGCAGAGGGCAUCCGCAGGGCGCAGGGGCGAGUACUCGAGCAGACAAGGCGACGUCAUAGGGGCGAACCAGGGUUGGGUAACGCAGGCGGAGCCCCCCGCGGUCUCGCAAGGCGCGGCGGACGAGGAAGGCGGAGACGAGGAACUGGAGGACGACCGAGAAGCUCCGUCGAGAACGCGUCGCCUCGCCAGACAGAUUGAGAAAGCCGCGCAAAAACCCACUGCCGUGCUUCGCUGGAGAGCCGCUGGCCAGCGAAGUAAACCGCAGAAAGAUGCAGUCGACCCGGACGACGACGGCCCGCCGGACGCCCCCCGCUCGUCGUCCUCUUUGUCGUCGUCUCGCCGCUCAUCGUCGUCGUCUGUCGCCGGGGCGGCGGCCGGAGAGGGCGACGAAAAGGAAGGAAACAGACGAUUCGAAGAUGAACGCUUUCUGAUGGAAGCCGCGGUCGAGGAGUCCCCCGACUUCUUCUCGGAUUGCAGCGGCCUCUCGGCGUUCUCUGGUGCGCCGGAUGCGGACUCGAUCGUUACGGCUCGCGAGCACGAGAGCGACGGAGACGAGGCAGGCGAGGAGCGCGACGAGGAUAGAGAGGGAGGAGGUCCGUCGGCUUCAACCCACCCGUAUGUCUGGCUAGGGGCGCCUCGCCCUUCGAAAUCCGGCUGUUCAGGUGCGGACGACGCGCUCGUCGGUGUGCCUACGCCGCAGCUCGCAUUUCGGUCGCUGGAGCGACGCUGCAACGAAACGGCGAACGCAGGGGGAGGAGACGGUGCUUGUUCUCCAUCCGCCGGCUCUGCGUCGCCUGCGAGGUCGCCCGCGCGCAGGCACCCGUCUCUGUCGGCGCCGGCACGUUCCCCGCCGGCGCGACGAACCGUAAAGCGCGCGCUGCCGGCGAGGGGAUAUUUUGAUGACCUCGGGGCCUUCGCCCCCCUCCCGCCGGCCGGCAUCUGCAUGGAAACUUUGACUUUCUACGCGCAGGACGCCGUGGUCGCACACGACUGGGUCGCGGCGCUCCGCAUGUGCAGCGAGUUCGGGUCGGCAGCUGCGCUGUACGCACACUCGCGCGACGUGCAGCUAUACAAUAACGCCUGCACCGAUGGCCUCCCGCACUGGCUCUGGCCGUCGGUCGAGUGGGUGGAAAGGCGCGAGACGCAGCGCCGGCGGCUGGCGGCGAUGGGCGCGGGAAUCUCUGACGCGGACGCCUCUCGCGGGGCUUCGUUCCCUCCAUCGCCUCCCAGAGCACAUGCGAACGAAGCGACGCCCCUUCCGCGCUCUGCAGUCGAGGAGCCGGUAGCUUGUCCGCAGCUUACCCGAGGCACCGAGUGCCCCCUCGACGAGGCAACAUCGGCGUGCGCUGGAGACUGGCAGGAGCGUGCAGAGUACGCAGGGCGGCCAAAGAGCGAAAGCCGAGACGGCGACGCGGAGGGCGCGAGUCGAGCGCUAGGGGGAAGCUCCCCAGGGCGCGCGCGUGAGCCCGCGAGCGAUGCCAGGCACCUGCAGGGGGGACGGCAGGCUGCGGCAGUGUGUGCGGCGCCUGGAGAGGGAGGCGGACAGGGGCGCCGGAGAGACGGAGAUGGUGGUUCACAAGUUGAGGCGAGCUACGUCGCCGGGCUGGAGCUCGACGACGGCGCAGCGAGAGCGAGCGGACAUGCGCGGCCCCGCGAUGGAGGCGGCGAAGUCGACAGAGCUGGGGGCGGCGGCUGCGUGAACCCCUUCGCGUUCGACCCCUUCUGUCUCUUGCCGCCGCCGUCGUCGGCCUCGUACUCGCUGCUCUCGCUCGCGCUGCACUCACUCGACGUGGACAUGUUUCCUGUCGGGUACACGCCUUACGUUCUAGUGAGCAUUCAGUCUUCGCUGUAUCCGUGCGUGCUCAUUCCGGCGUCGCCCUCCGCGGCCUCGUGCUCGCCGGUGCUUCCUCUUCCCGCUGCCUCGGCCGCGACGCCGGCGGCCCCCGCUUCCGCGUCGCUGUUUCACAAGCUCUUCUCGCGAGCCGCGCCGCACCCAGUGCCGACGUUUGCCCCCUCCAGCUUCGUCUUUCGGCCCUCGCCCUGCUUGAACCUGCCGCUCUUCGCAGUGACGCGCAGCCAGCAGGACCUUGUCAUUCAUCUCUACGCCGCCCCGCCGCCCAGCUACGUCCGCGGAGCCUCUGCGAAGGCGCCGACCUCACGCGGGAAGUCCAAACCCCACAAAAGGCCGCCGGGUCGGUCGGCCGCCCAAGGGGGUGCCUCCGACGGUCGCGGCGGCGACCGGGGGAGCGACGGCGGAGACGCCAGCGUGGAGACCGAGGGCGGUGCCGCAGGCGCGGCGGCGGCGCCGGCGGCGCUCCCGUGCCCCCCGCCCUCUGGCGAGCGGCCUCCGGACACGUUGGGCCCUUUUCUCUCCUCGCCGCAACCCGCGUCGUCUCCGCCGCUCUCCCUGUCGCUCGCAGGCCCGCUCGCCUACUACCUGGGCUCUGUCGCGGUGCCCAACUACCUCUUUGGCACCUCGGCGCCGCAGCGCCUCUCUCUCCCGCUCCGGCUGCCGUCGUCCUCCUCCGCACACACGCCCUCCCACCCCCUCGCCGACCUUUGCCGCACGCGCCCCUCUUCGGCCGCGACAGCUUCCUCCUCCUCCGCGGCGAUCCCUGCGGCCUCUUCGGGUUCUGCGGCCUCGUUUCUGGGCGUGGGGUCGCCGGGUCUGGGCCCGCAGCUCGCCCCCCCGGCGGCGGCCUCGGCGCUGACGGCCGCGCAGCCCGCUGUCCCUCCGGCGCCAGCGGCGGCGCGCGGCUCCGGCGAGAAGGGCAGCGAGCCGCGGCAGGCGCGGAGUCGCGCAGGCGGUCGUCUCGAGAUCUCCGUCCUCAGUCCCCUGGUGUGGCCCAACUUCCUCCAGCCGGUCGAGGAGGUCUACGACACGCCCCAGCCCUUCCUCGAGUGCGCGAGCGUCGCCGCCGGCGCGGCGGCCACCGCAGAUGCAGCCGGCGGAGGCGGGGGGACGUGGCUCCCCAUCCAGCAGCUCCUCCUGCAGAUCAAGCGCCUCGGGCGCCUCCGCGACAGGGUUGGCGAUUUCUGCGCCUCGGCGUCGUGUUUGAUGGAGUUCGCGUCGCCGUGGCUUUCGCUGCUAUGUCUGUUUUAUCUCCUCGCUGCCCUUCUCCUUCUGCCGUCUCGCUUUUUCGGCUUCCUUCUUCUCCCGCCGCUUCUCCUCGUCCUCCGGCGCCACCCAGACGGCGACGCGGCGCUCGUCCAGUUCCUCACUGAGUUCCCAUUCUUCCUCCUGCUCACGCCGCAGCGCCACCUGGCCAAACUCCUUCUUUCGCCGACGUCCUCCGCCCCGCCGCCCGCCGCCUCCGCGUCGCUGCCGCUCGCCGACAUGCUGCUCCUGCUACUGAAGCACCAGCACGUUGUGUGCGCUCCUGCGCCGUCUACGCCGCCUGCGUGUGGUCGCGCGCCCGCGCAUGUAGGUCUGAGUCGAGCGCCGGAGGAUGCCCCGGGCUCCGCCUCCGCUCGCGCUUCUCUCGCCUCGUCCGUUGACCCCUGGGCCCCGCUCCUGCCGUCGGCCCAUGACUCGCUAGCCUCCCGUUCCGCGGGCGGUGGUCAGAGCGACGCCAGGACCUCCAGUGGGGGUCGCGAGGCCGUCGAUGGCGAGCCGCUGAACUCCGCACAGGCGUGCGGAGUGACGGCGUCGGCGUCGGCGUCGUUCGCGCUAGCCACGUGCGGCUGCUUCUCGCCUUCGUGCUCGCCGUGGUAUCUGCCGCCGCCGCUGCCGCUCCUGCUGCUUCCCGGCUACGCUCGGCGCGGACCGUGGGCGCCGGGUUGCAGUGGCGCCCGCCUCAGGGACAAACUCGCCGACCUCGCGUUCUCCCUCUGCCACUGGGCGCGCGUCCUCCUCGCGUUCUCCGUGGCGGGCGGCGCGCCCACGCUCUCGCCGUCGCUCUUCCUGCUGCUCGCUGAGGACUUCUACUGGAGGCCAUGCGCGUGCGCGGCCGAGGGGGGCAACAGCGAAGUGACGCCUGCGGGGCGAAAAGAGACAGACGCCGGAGACGACGCGCGCGACGCAGUCGAGAGGCCAUCCGCCAGGCCCUGUGACGAGAAAACGCUGAACGCGAGUCGAGCGGAGACCGGCGACAGCGCAGCUCAAAGGGACGAGGCGGAAGACGAUGAGGGAGGGCGAGGCGAGGCCGAGCAGUCGGGGGUAGACGCUGUGCAAGAACGCGACCGCGGCGAGCGAGCUGAACCCUCUGAAGAAGGGAUAUCGGACCAGCGGAGAGCAGCUGGAAGAGGCGGGCUUACGAAGGAGAGCAAGACGGAUCUCGGGCGCGGAGCCUGUCAGUUGGAGCCUUGCCCAGAACUGCUGGCCCCAGCCUCGGGCAGCGAGGCGAGCCCUGACGCAGCAAGGCGCGACCGAGGCACCCAGCGAGGAGCAGCCGGCGAGCGAGGGGAACUGAUGGACGAAGGAGAGCGCCAAGCCGCAGGGGACGGCGCGGGGCGUGAACUGGAGGGCCGCGCAGGAGACGAAGGUGGAGAAGCCGCAGGCGCCGCCGAGCAACUCGAGCUGACGAACGAGACAGACGGUAAGCGAAGGACGCAUCGAGGCCGCAUAUCGACUGUGUCUCCUCGGUGCCCCGCCGAUGCAGCAGCUCAGAGUGGCCAAAGAGCGAGCCUGUGCAUGCGCUCCAGUGGAAUCGCCCUGAGUGCGCCGCCGCCAAUAGGCGACGCUCGUUCGCGUGCGCGCCAUCCACGUCUCAUGUCUUCUCUUGUGCCCUGUGCGCCCCGUGUGCCCGCAGGCGAGGACGCCCCGCGCGAAGACGCACGCGAGCCGGGACGGGGGAAGAGCGACUCUCCCAGAGGAGAGUGCGAGGGACGCCGGGCAAGCAUCAGCGUCGCAGACGCCAACGGGGAUGAAGCGGCCCCCGGAGCGGAAGCGCCACGCGAAGGCCGAGGGCCUCACGGGCGCCCGACGGGGCACACGGCCGCUGAGGCGACGCUGUUUGAGAGGCAGACACUGGAGGGACAGGGGCCUGCAGCUGCGCCGGGGGCCGCGGAGACAGAUGAGGCAGAGCCGAGUCUGCGCCUGGAGGACGAGGCUGGGAAUGGGACCUUGCGACGCGGAGCAAACGGAGAGGCAGUCGGGGAAGAGUCUUUGGGCGAUUCCACGUUGUCGCCGCGCCGCCGGGGGCCGCCGCGCUCUCGUGCGUUGUCUUCCGCGUCGUCGAAGGGCGUCACGCCUCGCGAUGACGAGCCCGCGCCUACGCUGCUCCAUGACGCGGAGCUCGACAGGCGUACCCAGGCACGUCUGCGUUCCCCUCUUCCGUCGUCGCCACGAGUUUCUCUGUCUGAGCGGGAUGCCGCAGGGGGUCCGGGAGACGCCCCGGCGGGGGCCUCGUCUGCUUCGUCGGGCGCAGAAAAAGUCCUCAGGGACGUCGCUCACCUCGCCCGCAAGUGGAUGAAGAAGCACUUCCAUUUGCAUCCGCGAUCGCCGUCUCUGCCUGGCGCGUAUGCGCACUCGGCGCUGCCUCCAACGGCCGCCGCGGACGCGUCCCGCCGGUCGCCGCGCGCGGGCGACGAAGGCAGAGGGGAGAGGGGGCUCGCGGAGGGUCGGGCGCCUGCGACGGCGACGCGCAGAGACGCAGAGGCCUCGCGGGAGAGGCUGAGGCGGUGCGGGGCCGGCAGAGACGCCCGCGGCUCGUCUCCAGGGGGGGGUGCUCGCGUGGAGGCCGGUGCGCAUGCAAGUGGGCUCAAUCCACGCGUCGCCUCAGCGCCGUCGGGCCGUCCAGGACGGGCCCCAGCCGGUGAGGGCGACAUGUGCGCUGGCGGCCGAGACGGCGAGGCGGUGGAGGAAGCCCCGACGCCGGCAGCAGAGGCCACCGGCGAACGAAGCAUACACAGGCCAAGCCAGGAGGUCGGCGCCAGGGGCGGGAAGGCAGACGACGAGGCACGCGAUGAAGGAGUCGUGGUGUUUCCGCGCGUGGCCGCGGACGCGCCCGACGAGGGACAGGUUGGAGCGCCUCGCGUCGAUCUGUUUCAGCUCGGCAACGCACUCGACUAUUUCUUGCCGCCGUCGGCGUCUUCAGGGCCCUCUCCACAAACGCCCGGUUUGAUUCCGGUGUGCACUCAGACGCCGCCGCCUCUCUCCAAGGCGCCUUCAGAGAUCAUGGCUCAGGACCCGCCGACCUGGGAAGCGUCCGACCCCCGCGCGAAGGGCACUAGCGCCGCCUCGCUUCUGGGCAAGAGGGCGCGUUUCUGCGACGAGGACGCAGGAGCGCGUGCCACCGCAUGGCAUGCUGGCGGGUUUGGUGGCGUGCAGAAAAGGGGCGAAGACGCAGACAGCGAGUCUGUGGAUGCGGGAGCGCGAGAGGGGAGCCCCCGAGCGCGGCGGGCGCUGCGACGCGCCGAGACCGGCUCGUCGGCAAACAACGCAGCGCGAGCGACUGAGGCGGGGAGGGAGUCGAGCCCAGUGCGCCGGAAAGCCGCCUCGUCAAAAAGCCGGGGGCUACCGAGGCCUCACCGAAAGGGCCGAAGAAUGUCAGGGGAGACGAGGCGCCGGGGCGACGAAUGCCUCCCUGCCGACGCGGAUCUCGACUGCGGGCCUGCAGUCGAGGCGCAGGGGUUGGCGGCUGACGGCGAGAAGCUCGAUGGCAUGGAAGAUGCGCGACUCCCGUGGACACAGAGGUCUAUGUCCCAGUCUCAGGCCUUCGGAAGCUUGUUGAUUUCCCUGAUCCUGCCUCGACUCACUCCAGUCAUGCCGCGCAGUGUCGACGUUGUCCCCCCGCUGGUUUCGCCAUACGCGUCGCCUCUUCUGGUGGCCAGGCUGCGCGCCGGAGGUGCCGCUCGGGCCGCGCUACGGAGCCUUAUAUCUGCGUUUUCGCCGUUUCAUUCCGCCUUCGUCUGCAGUCCUCCUCAGGGCAUCCCGCCCGCGAGGAGGACUCAGCAGAAGGCGGGAGUGCCUAGUCACGCAGGUGCCUCUGAGUGCGCUGUUUCGCGAAUGGGGACGGACUCAGGAGAAGACAAAGGGGACAUACGGAGACCGCCGUCUUUCCAAAGCCGGGAGAAAGGCGCGUGCGUUCUUCAUCCAUCUGUCUGCCACGUGGCUAGCGGAGAAGCGCCUGUCGUCGUUCUCAGUGCCCCUCCCUUCGCUUCGCCUUCUUCUUGUGCAGCCUCGCUGGAGGCGCUGUUACACCUCCUCACCGUGCGCCAUCCCUCCCUGGGCUCGGCGUCGCUCUUUCUCCUUCCCUCCGCGUUCUCAGUCUUUUCCUCGUCGCCAGCGCGCAGCGGAGGGCCGGAGGCGUCGGCUCGGCGAGGGGCGUCUGCGGCCUCGUCCUCAGCCUCUGUAGGCCCGCCGUGUGGCGAUUGGGGCGGCUCUCCGCCCUUGCAUCCGUCAAGCUUGGCGGCGCUUCCAACCCCUUCGAGCCUUUAUCUUGGGUCAGGGUUCGGCUCCGGCGGCGCGGUGCCGGCGCCCUUUCCGGCGAGCGGGCCUGGCGGCGCGGGGGGAGCUGUCUCCGAAGACCCCACAGACUGGGACACACCCGCGGUCGCGGCGGGAGCCGGGGGCUCGUCGCUGCCGGGGGGCGAGAUCUUGGCCUGGUAUCGGGAAGUGCGGGCAUCCUCGACGCGGUUCCUCGUGAAGCUGUGGCGGUGGGUGGUAUGGGGCGAGAAGGUCUGCAAUUUGUUUUCUUGGAAGAAUCGCAGCCUCACUGAGGUGGCGGUCUUCCUCGCGGCCCUUACGCUUGCGCUUCUGCUCCUCGUUCCCCUCCAGUACCUGCUCGCCGUGUGGAUUAUUCACGCUUUCGUCAGCGGCCAGAAGCGCGGCCUCUGGAAGCGGCUCUCGCGCGAGUGCGCGACGCGACAUGUGGAAGCGGCGGUCUACGAGAUUGUCCUGUCGGGCUUCUCGCAAAAGGGAGGCGCGGCAGCGCAGACGCCCCCCUCGCAGGCCGCGUCGCCUCCCCCUGGAGGCUACCCACGAGGCGAGGAGGAGGCUGGACGAGUUCGAGAGGAAACGGCAUGCGCUUCGCCAGCCUUUCAGCCGAUUCGCGCGGAUGCGUCGCGGCCGGUGCCUCUGCUGCCGCUGCUGCGCUUCCUCAGUCUCUCUGAGCUGCAGCAGCUCCGAGUCAACCUCUGGCGGCGAUGCGGAGUGGCGCUGCCGCUGGAGACUCUUUGGGAGGCUCUCGACGAGGCCGAGCUCGCUGAGGCGGUGCGGCGGGGCCGGCCGGAGACGACUGUGAGCAGCAGCCGCUGGGUGCGCACAGACUGGAUGACGAAUCUCCUCUUGCAUGCGCCCACCGACGUGACUCACCAGACGUCGGCGGUCGCGAUCCGCGACAGCCAGGCGUUCUUCGAGGGCGCGGAAUUCCUGCCGUCGCCGGAGGAGACAGCUGUGUGGAGCGGGUCUUCGCGCGCGGGGGGCCCGCGCCCAUGCACCGCCUCGGAGCGCAAACCCGGCGCCCCGGGAGUCGAGAGGCCAGGGCAAGAGGAAGCUGGCGGAGGCGUAGCCCUUUCAGCCGUUUCGUCUGUGCUCGGUGAAAAUGCAGAAAAAUGGACAGCGGAGGAAGGCUCUCGGGAAGGCGACGUUGCUCGCAGUCUUGUCAGCAUCGUCAGAGAGUCGAUCUUUGGCUCGCAGGGGACGCUGGGAGUGAGCGGCCGAGCUGACACCGAUGACGAAGAAGCGAGCCAGCAGACUGCACGAUUGAAUGCGGCUGCUGUGGAUGUUGUGGGCGGGGCUUUUAUCUUAUAA
Besnoitia besnoiti is the source of this 10587-nucleotide messenger RNA. RefSeq lists its product as uncharacterized. NCBI's taxonomy places the organism in Eukaryota, Apicomplexa, Conoidasida, Eucoccidiorida, Sarcocystidae. Bases 1 to 10587 code for a protein of 3528 amino acids. The transcript has 2 exons. The record is from RefSeq and is a predicted model, not a curated record.